Talaromyces atroroseus is the source of this 1506-nucleotide messenger RNA. RefSeq lists its product as hypothetical. The coding region runs from base 1 to 1506 and encodes 501 amino acids. The transcript has a single exon. NCBI's taxonomy places the organism in Eukaryota, Fungi, Ascomycota, Eurotiomycetes, Eurotiales, Trichocomaceae. The record is from RefSeq and is a predicted model, not a curated record.
AUGGCGGGCGCUCAUACACUCUCGCUAACACGCCUCUUGGGCUUCUCUCUCGCUUCUCUCUCUUUGCUUGCCUCGCGCUCAGCAGCGAGCCCCUGGAUCGUCACUGCCAACUACGAAGAAUUAGUUACUGUCCAAUCUGGCUUCACGGACUACGUCUAUGACCUUACAGAGCCGGCAGAAACCUACACCGAGAUCCUGAGCAUUGCUACUCCCUCGGGGGCAGCCAUCUCAACAGCCACCAUCACGCAAACAGAUGAGUACUCCGAGGACCUGAUGACCAUAGUUGAGGUCCUCUACCCUUACAAUUCUGCCACACCAACUGCUACGUACGACUACCUGGGAACAGCCACAGCCACGUACAAUGAGAACCUCUACACCAACUACGUGGUGAAUCUCGCCUAUACUGCACCGACGGACUGUAGUUCGUCAUGGACAUACACCACAGCAGUAGAAGUCGAUCCACCCUACGCCGUUGAGGAUGCCCUAGUUCCAACGUCGGUCUCGACCAGCUUCUAUACCGACAACAGCAGCCCCUUCCGGCCGACUGUUAUCACGGAGAUUUAUGCCUACCUCGCCCCAUCCCAGGUACCAACCUCAAGUAUGUCCUAUCUUAGUGUCAACUACGCUCCGUACCCGUCUUGUUACAAUCCAACCUCGGAUGACACCGAUUCCGACGAUUCCGACGAUUCCGACGACUCUGACGACUCUGGCUCGUCGAGCUCGUCUUACUGCGGUUAUUAUUACUACUCUUGCGAUUCGGGCGACGAGACUAGUUGGAUCAACGACUCUAGCUACUAUGGGAUCUCGCCGCUGGCAAUCAUCCUCAUCAGUGUUCUAGGCUGGACAUUCGUUUUCUUCGUGGCCGGCCUGUUUGAAAACUAUUUCCAUUUCCAGCGGUUGAUGAAGGGAUGGCAAGCACGCCGUGGCUUGCCAAUUACUUGGUUGCUGUGGAUCUUCCCAGUCACCCUGCUGAUCUGCUUCGCACUCACUAGCAGGGGCUUCCAGGCGCGGUCUGAAGAAGAUGCCGCAGAGCUACAACAGAAAUGGAAAGAGACUGGAUUUUGGGCCAAAAUCAAGCUGUGGUUACGGUACGGAUUUACCUUUCGUUAUCCUCCCACGCUCGGCCCUGCUCCUCCACGAGUUGGAGGACCUUUUCGGAAAACACCGACGCAACCGUUGCUUCAAGUAACACCGCCUGCGAGCGAUGCCGGAGGAGCCAGUCGCCAACCCACGCCGCGGAUUUCGCUCACCGAUGCUGAUGUUGAAAACAACGCUGUUGCCGCUCCAGCUCCAGUCGAGACGGAGAUGUCUGGGGGCAUCGCAGCGCAAACCCUCGCCGUGCCCUCACCAGCACAGACAAGGUCGCAACGCGCAGCCAAUGGGUCUACGCCACCGACUGCAGAGGAUGAAAUCGCCGAGGUGCCAGCUGUACCAGCGACUGCAGAGGAUCGACAGGACCACCAUCAUGAAUCCACGGAGAAGCCCGAAUCGGAGAAGGGGGAAUGA